Prosopis cineraria is the source of this 1125-nucleotide messenger RNA. RefSeq lists its product as uncharacterized. The coding region runs from base 215 to 952 and encodes 245 amino acids. Lineage: Eukaryota; Viridiplantae; Streptophyta; Magnoliopsida; Fabales; Fabaceae. The transcript is spliced from 6 exons. The record is from RefSeq and is a predicted model, not a curated record.
CCACUAUCACCAGUGCAGUGAAGAGAAGGAGAAGACCGGCAGCAUUAAAUUCAAAGCGGUGGUUCUGGUGAGAUCUGGGUGACACAAAAUAUGCGGAAAAAGAUAUACAUGGACAUAAAGUUGAGCUCUUGGACGAAAACGGAAAGAUUUCAAACUGAGACUCUGGUUGUCUAUAAAGUGCAGGAAAAUUAAAGCAGCAACACCACCAGAAAUUAUGGCUUUCGAGGAAGAGGUAGACGAUAAGAACAUCUCUGAGACAGAACUAUCUAAGAUUCCUCUCAUGAGAGCUUUCGUUGAAUCCAAGGAUCCCUCUGCUAAGGAAUAUGAUGAUUUGACGAUCAGAAGAUUCUUGCGCGCUCGUGAACUAGAUAUAGAAAAGGCUUCAUCAAUGUUCCUGGAGUUCCUGAAAUGGAGAAGCUCAUUUGUUCCAAAUGGUUCUAUUUCUCUAUCAGAGGUUCCAGAUGAACUUGCCCAGAACAAGAUGUUCAUGCAGGGAUUCGAUAAGAAAGGACGUCCCAUAACAGUUGUCUUUGGAGCAAGACACUUUCAAAACAAAGUUGGUGGUCUGGACGAAUUCAAACGUUUUGUAGUGUACUCUCUUGAUAAACUGUGUUCAAGGAUGCCAACUGGUGAAGAGAAGUUUGUAGGUAUAGGAGAUCUUAAAGGAUGGGGAUACUCAAACUGUGAUAUCCGUGGUUAUCUUGGUGCUCUAAAAAUUUUGCAGGAUUAUUACCCAGAAAGGCUGGGUAAGUUAUUCAUAGUAAACGCACCCUCCUUAUUUAUGACGGCUUGGAAGAUUGUUUACCCUUUCAUUGACAAGAAAACCAAGGAGAAGAUUGUGUUUGUGGAGAACAGUACGUUAAAAUCAAGAUUGCAGGAAGAUAUAGAGGAGGAUCAGCUUCCGGAGACAUACGGGGGAAAGAUGCCAUUAGUCCCCAUCCAGAAUUGCUAGUUAAUAACAAGCAAUCUCAAUUAAUGUGGGGGAAAUCAAAAUAAUCAUAUUUUGUUCCUUUGUAUUUAUGUGGGCUUGCUAAUUUCUUCUUCCUUUACAUAAAUCUGUGUUGUAUGGGAUGCCAUGUGAGGAUAUGAUAUACUAGAAUUAUAUAAAAGUGCCGGUUUCUUUUA